UCUAGCGCCCGCAUUAUUAUAUUAAAGGCCAGGCGAAGGGACACUACUAUGUUACGAACGGUUAUCGUUUUGUCAGCAUUGUACACAGUCGUACAGUGUUCUGGAGUCAUACAUAAUCCAGGAAUCGUGCCUGUAGCUGCAGUUCCCGCGGUGCAGAAUGGACCUGUUGUCGCAGCGACUAGCUCACAAUAUUUCGAGAGAACCUUUAACCGUUUGGUAGCUCCUCCCGUACUAGAACCGGUUAUUCCUGUAGCGCCCUCGCCUCCGCCCGUAUUCAUCCAACCAAGCCCCAGCGCGGCCGUACCAGUCGCACCGGUCGAACCUACAGUUACUGCACCAAUUCAACCAAACGUCGCCAUAGCCGUAGCGACGGCUCAUGCUGCUGCUCCUGUCGCCACCAUACUUUUGCCACCAUACCCUUUCGGUCCUCCACCGACCAUCGGGUUUAUACCACCAUCACCACCUAUCAAUGUACCUGAUGAAGACAGAAAAGAAUCAACAACCGAACCGACCACAAGAACUGAAACUAAAACAACUGUAAGAACACCCGAGACUACAACACAGCUUCCAUCGAAUUCAGAUAACAAUUUUGUUCAAGCGCUACCUUCGAAUGAGAACGUGAACUUCAAACAGUAUUAUGCACCACCACAGUACCCUCAACCGCCUCCCCGACCGAAACCACAGAAGCUAAAGACAUCCGUCGAAGUUGUUCCAGUACCUUUACAAUAUAUAUCUCCACCACCAAUUAAACAGCCCACUCAUGCACCAAUUAUAAAACAUAUACACACGUACGUGCCAACCAAAAUUAUUGUCAGGUCAGUAUCGCCUUACAGGAUAAGGACAGUUAGAAGACCAGCUCGUAUAGUGAUGUACCGAGCACCAGUAAGCGCCAAAUUAGGCGUUCCUCAAUUUCCUCAAAAUAACGGAAGGCCCGUUACACGAGAUAUUGAACCCACCACUUUCAGACCAUUUAUAAGGCCCACUACGAAGCCUCCUCGAGUAUGACAGUAGUAUUAGUAUCAGCAGUAUUAUUAAUUUACACUAGUUAAUUUUGUGCACUUGUAAAUAUUAUGU
Messenger RNA from Galleria mellonella (greater wax moth), 1074 nucleotides. RefSeq lists its product as uncharacterized. The record is from RefSeq and is a predicted model, not a curated record. The transcript has 2 exons. NCBI's taxonomy places the organism in Eukaryota, Metazoa, Arthropoda, Insecta, Lepidoptera, Pyralidae. The coding region runs from base 49 to 1005 and encodes 318 amino acids.